AUGGUCGGACUUGGCCCCAAACGCCGUCCCUCCCGUAGGGGGUCCAUGACGGACAUGCCCCAGGACCUCUUGGAGCAUAUCAAGCAGUUUGAAGAGGUCUUUACCGUCGACUCUGCCAAGCUUAAGCAGGUCGUCGACCACUUCGUGAAGGAGCUGGAGAAGGGCCUCACCGUCAAGGGCGGCAACAUUCCUAUGAACGUCACCUGGGUUAUGGGUUUCCCGGACGGCCAGGAACAAGGCACAUUCUUGGCCCUCGACAUGGGCGGUACCAACUUGCGUGUUUGUGAAAUCAUUUUGACCAAGGAAAAAGGCGGCUUCGAUAUCAUCCAGUCUAAAUACCGAAUGCCAGAGGAGCUGAAGACGGGAAAUGCGGAAGAACUGUGGGAAUACAUUGUCGACUGUGUCGAGCAGUUCAUCCAGUUCCACCACGAGAACGAAAGCCUGAAAAGUCUGCCGCUGGGUUUCACCUUUUCAUACCCCGCCACUCAGGACUACAUCGACCAUGGAGUCCUUCAACGUUGGACGAAGGGGUUCGACAUUGACGGUGUCGAGGGAGAGGAUGUCGUACCUCCUCUCGAAAAGGUCUUCAAGGAGAGGAGCCUCCCCAUCAAGGUUGCUGCUUUGAUCAAUGACACAACCGGAACGCUCAUUGCUUCCUCCUACACUGACUCUGAAAUGAAGAUUGGCUGCAUUUUCGGCACCGGUGUCAACGCCGCCUACAUGGAGCAUGCCGGCUCUGUUCCAAAAUUGGCCCACAUGAACCUACCGCCAGACAUGCCCAUUGCAAUCAACUGCGAGUACGGCGCAUUUGACAAUGAACACGUUGUCCUCCCUCUCACUAAGUACGACCACAUCAUCGACCGCGAUUCACCCCGUCCUGGCCAGCAGGCCUUCGAGAAGAUGACCGCUGGUCUGUAUCUUGGCGAGAUCUUCCGUCUGGCUCUGGUAGACAUCCUAGACAGUCAUCCAGACCUUAUCUUUGCCAAUCAGGAUACCUCUCAGCUGCGAAUUCCGUACUUGUUGGACUCGUCCUUCCCGGCCGCAAUUGAGGAGGACCCUUACGAAAAUCUGACGGAAACCGCAGAGCUCGUUCAAAGCAAGCUUAAUCUCACAUCUACCCGGUCCGAACUCGAAAUGAUGCGCCGCCUCGCUGAGCUGAUUGGUACCCGUGCUGCUCGCCUAUCCGCCUGCGGUGUCGCCGCCAUCUGCAAGAAGAAGAACAUCGAGUCCUGCCACGUCGGAGCCGAUGGCUCGGUCUUCACAAAAUACCCCCACUUUAAGGCCCGUGGCGCCCAGGCCCUGCGCGAAAUCCUUGACUGGGCCCCCAGCGAGAAGGACAAGGUUACCAUCCAUGCCGCCGAGGAUGGAUCCGGUGUCGGUGCUGCUCUGAUUGCCGCCUUGACACUGAAGCGUGUUCGCACUGGCAACUUGGCUGGUAUUCGCAACGCAAAGGACAUGCAAGCAUUCUGUUGA
This is a messenger RNA of Aspergillus puulaauensis, 1473 nucleotides long. RefSeq names its product putative hexokinase Kxk (gene HXK1). Gene Ontology annotation, biological process: glucose 6-phosphate metabolic process; intracellular glucose homeostasis; glycolytic process. NCBI's taxonomy places the organism in Eukaryota, Fungi, Ascomycota, Eurotiomycetes, Eurotiales, Aspergillaceae. Gene Ontology annotation, molecular function: D-glucose binding; fructokinase activity; ATP binding. Gene Ontology annotation, cellular component: mitochondrion; cytosol. The transcript has 5 exons. The coding region runs from base 1 to 1473 and encodes 490 amino acids. The record is from RefSeq and is a predicted model, not a curated record.